UAACCGUUUGCAUUUUUAACCUCCGUAAUUUUAUAAUAUAUUGUAUUUUGUUUACUUGUAACUAUUCAAUAUUGGGCUAUACUUGACUUUUUAAAUAAAUAAUUAGAGAAUAGGUUUGUUUUCGACGUUGGCCCCUUCAAAAAAGUGGUCUUUUCAUCUUUAAUGCCAACGUCGGGAUGGAGAGAGAGCAGAGGGCACAGGAAAUACUCAACGGAUUUCAACUUAAUUGGAUGAAUUUAAGAGAUGCCGAUACAGGAAAGUUAUUAUGGCAAGGAAAUGACGAUCUAUCAGCGCCAGACAAAGAACACGAAGCUAGAGUGCCGAAACAAAUACUGAAAUGUCGUGCUGUGUCACGAGAGAUAAAUUUCUCAUCAGUUGAACAAAUGGAAAAAUUCAGGCUUCAACAGAAAGUCCUAUUUAAGGGAAGAUGUCUAGAGGAGUGGUUUUUUGAAUUUGGAUUUGUGAUACCCAAUUCAACGAAUACAUGGCAGUCACAGAUUGAAGCGGCGCCAGAAUCGCAAAUGAUGCCUGCCAAUGUCCUAAAUGGUAACAUACUCAUUGAAACUAGUUUCUUCGAUGAUGACCUUCUAGUCUCUACUUCAAAACUUCGACUAUUCUAUGUAUAAAAGACAAGGCUGUCUGUUAGUAGCUGGUCUAGUUUUUCAGUUAGGUCGUGAAGACAAUCGUCAAGUCACAAUUCGCACAUGGAAGUUAUA
Messenger RNA from Cimex lectularius (bed bug), 716 nucleotides. It is a transcript of the gene PrBP, whose product is annotated as retinal rod rhodopsin-sensitive cGMP 3',5'-cyclic phosphodiesterase subunit delta. Gene Ontology annotation, cellular component: cytoplasm. The coding region runs from base 177 to 626 and encodes 149 amino acids. Lineage: Eukaryota; Metazoa; Arthropoda; Insecta; Hemiptera; Cimicidae. Gene Ontology annotation, biological process: sensory perception of light stimulus. The transcript is spliced from 5 exons. The record is from RefSeq and is a predicted model, not a curated record.